Phytomonas sp. Hart1 is the source of this 615-nucleotide messenger RNA. NCBI's taxonomy places the organism in Eukaryota, Euglenozoa, Kinetoplastea, Trypanosomatida, Trypanosomatidae. The record is from the annotation of a GenBank genome assembly.
AUGUGGAGGUGGAUCUCCACGCUUCCCCUCCUCUGUUGCGGCGGGCGGGCCUCUUCCUCUUCCUCCUCCCCCCCUGUCCCCCCCAACGCGACCGCCCCCCACGCCGGGCCGCACCGCUGCGUGGGGAACAUCUUCAUCGUGAACUGCGUGGACCACCCCUUCAAACACGGCUGGGAGCUCAACCGCGUGCUGCGGGGGCUGCGGCUGGAGUUUAUGGGGCAGACCACCAUCCUGCCCGACAUUCCGCCCGUCCGCGCCGCGCUCUGGCGGGCCCGCGCGGUGGUCCGUGUGGAUGUGCUCGAUCUGGACGAGGCCAAGGCCCUCAUUGGGGUGCCCGAGCACAUCACUUUCUCUGACCUCGCCGCGCAGAUCCCGAGCACCUUCGGCCGCAUCGGGGGAAUGCCAAAUCCGCACAUACGGAGUAAGGUUCGGUUUAUGCAGCUCCGUACUAUGCGCCUGCGCGAUGUCCUGCAUCGAGACGCGCUGGAGAAGCGAUUGCUUGAGGAGAAACGAAGGCUGCACGCGCUUAAACAGCAAGCGGAUGCUAAGGAAGAGAAGUCAACUGAGGGGAGUGAACCGUCCGAAGAGUUCUCACACGACAGACUCAAGCAAUAG